AUGGGGUCCAUCGAUGACCCCAAUCAGUCUUUCACAGAUGAAAAUGUUUGCAAGUAUUUUCUUACGGGUUUAUGCCCCCAUGAUCUCUUUGAGAACGAGGCUGGUUUCCUUACUCUUAAUAUUCGCAAUAACUACCACAACAUGAAGAAUAAAUUUUACUUGGGCCCGUGCAAGAAGCGCCACAUAGAAACCCUCAGAGAUCAGUACUUUGAGGCCCGCAAGCAGAAGAGGUACGGGUUUGAGGAGCUGGCGGUUCAGCUGUGUCGAGCUCUGGUAGAAGAAGCAGAUAAAAAAGUUCAAACCGCCCAGGGUCUAGGAUCCCGUUUGAAGUGCUUUCACCUCGAAAUAAAAGAGAUGCGUGUCGAUUGCGCCUCUCUUCCUGGGGUUGGAGACAAGGCUUUUCUAGGGUUUACGGUUCUGGCGGUUGCGGCGAACGACACGGACCGGCGUCUCGAUGAGCAUUUCUCUGGGCGCGUACAUUUAGGGUUUCAGAAGCUCCGCGACGCCCUCAAAAAAAACUUAGAGUAUAUUGCGCAGGCUCCGAUGCCAGACCAGGAUCUAUCGAGAAUUCUUAUCAACAUGCAAGAGCAAGAACAAGUGUUUAAGCAGUUACAAGCCCAAGAAGGAGAAGCAUUUGAUAUAGGUUCUGUAUUUGCUGCUGCUCAGAAGACACAGCAGGAUUUGUUUGGUUUACAUCAGCAGCAGAAGCAGCAGCAGCAGCAGCAGCAGCAGCAAAAAAAAGAUGCAGAAAAAGAAGAGCAGCAGAAACUGCAGGAGCAGCUAAGACAGCAGCUACUCAAACAAAAACAGCAGCAGCCUAUCCCUGACUUUCUUCUGAAGCAGCGGCAGCAGCAGCAGCAGCAAACAGAGAGGGGGACAGACAGAAGAAGUCCGAGCAUCACGAGAGAAGCAUGCCCAGCAGCAGCAGCAAUUGCUGCUGCUGUUGCUAGGAGAAAACCAAAAACACCCAGCCGCAGCGCGAGCCGCAGCAGGAGCAGCAGCAGGAGCAGCAGCAGAAGCAGCAGCAGAAGCAGGAGGAGCGAUAGUGGCAGCAGAAGCAGCAGCAGGAGCAGCAGCAGGAGCAGCAGCAGGAGCAGCAGCAGGAGCAGCAGCAGGAGUAGUGGCAGCAGAAGCACUAGUAGAAGCAGCAGCAGAAGCAGCAGAAGCAGCAGCAGAAGCAGCAGAAGCAGCAGAAGCAGCAGCAGGGACACAGAUAGACGCAGCAGCAGCAUACACGCAGACAAAACAGAAACACAUGCAACCAACAGCAGCAGCAGCAGCAACAGCAGCAGCAGCAGCAGCAGCAGCAAGCUUCUUGCUGCAGCAGAAACCACAAACAUCAGAAACGGCCAGACGAACCCAGAGAAGCAACCCGUAGUCAGCAGCAGCAGCAGCAGCAGCAGCAGCAACAGCAAGCCGAGCAGCAGCAGCAGCAGCAACAGCACUAAGCCAAGCAGCAGCAGCACCACCACCGCCAAAACUAGCAGUACCACCAGCAGCAGCAGCAGCACCAAGCCGAGCAGCAGCAGCAGCAAACCAAGUAGUAGCAGCAGCACCAAAUCAAGCAGCAGCAGCAGCAGCAGCAGCAACAGCAAGCCGACCAGCAGCAGCGGCGGCAGCAGCAGCAAGAGCAGCAGCAGCAAACCAAGCAGCAGCAGCAGCAGCAGCAGCAGCAGCAGCAAACCAAGCAGCAGCGGCAGCAGCAGCAGCAGCGCCAAGCCGAGCAGCAGCAGCAGCAGCAGCAGCAAACCAAGCAGCAGCAGCACCACCACCAAACCUAGCAGCAGCAGUGGCAGCAGCAGCAAACCAAGCAGCAGCAGCAAACCAAGCAGCAGCAGCAGCAGCAGCAGCAAACCAGCCAGCAGCAGCAGCAGCAGCAGCAGCAGCAGCAAAGCAGCAGCAGCAGCAGCAAACCGAGCAGCAGCAGCAGCAGUAAGCCAAGCAGCAGCAGCAGCAGCAGCAGCAGCAAGCCAAGCAGCAGCAGCAAAUCUGGUGACAGCAGCAGCAAGAAGCGCACAGCCUCAGAAGAAGGCGGCAGCAGCGCGAAGAAAUCCCGCGACAGCAGCAGCAGCAGCAGCAGCAGCAGCAAACACAGCAGCAGCAGCAGCAGCAGCAGCAGCAAACACAGCAGCAGCAGGAAGCCAGUGCGGUCACUGUCAGCGGUUUGCGCCUGAAUACGAGAAAGCAGCAAAAGCUUUAAGGGGUUUAGCUUCUGUUGUUGCUGUGAAUGAUGAAACCCUAAUGCAAGAAUUUGGGGUUUCAGGGUUUCCUACUGUUAUGGUUGUUGUUGGUAGAGGAGGAAACAAACCCAAAACAUUUAAAUAUGAAGGCAACCGCGACGCGAGCUCUUUGUUAGAGUUUGUGGUUAUGCACAUAGGCAAGCUAGCAAGAGCCAGGCUAGCAGGAAAGAUCGACUCCGGCAGCGGCAGCAGCAGCAAGAGCAGCAGCAGCAGCAGCAGCAGCAGCAGCAGCAGCAGCAGCAAACCCAAAAGCAAAGGCCCAUCGGAGGUUAUUGACUUGAAAGAUACAAACUUCGAUAAAAUGGUUAUGCAAGACGAGGAAAAUGUUUGGUAG
Molecule: messenger RNA, 2574 nt
Organism: Eimeria mitis
Lineage: Eukaryota; Apicomplexa; Conoidasida; Eucoccidiorida; Eimeriidae
Exons: 13
Coding region: 1-2574 (857 amino acids)
Biological process (GO): response to endoplasmic reticulum stress; mRNA splice site recognition
Cellular component (GO): U1 snRNP; endoplasmic reticulum lumen
Molecular function (GO): mRNA binding; protein disulfide isomerase activity; protein-disulfide reductase activity
Source: RefSeq, a predicted model, not a curated record